Messenger RNA from Pocillopora verrucosa, 2899 nucleotides. The record is from RefSeq and is a predicted model, not a curated record. Lineage: Eukaryota; Metazoa; Cnidaria; Anthozoa; Scleractinia; Pocilloporidae.
CGCCUCGCUCGCCUGGCACAAUGGCAGCGGAAGAUGAAGAGGAGAUUUUGAAGUCACUACGAGCACAGAGCCGAUCAGUUAGCUUCGUAACGGGAUCAGAGUUAGUAAACAUUGAUCUUAAGGAGGAUUCAAGUCAUCUUAAUGAAGACAGCGAACUUAGUGAGACGGAGUUGUUGCUGGCUGGAAUAUUGGUGAAUGAGGCUAGACUCGGUCGAAAUGGUUACUUUAAGACGUCUCCGAAAGAAUUAAGACUUUACAAAAUUUACAACAAGCCAGUAUUGCGAGCAUUAGUGUACUUUUGUGUGUGGCUUAAUCUCUGUUUGGCAUUUUUUGAGGAACCUGCUGUACAAGUAAUGACUCUGCCAUAUUGGGCUACAAUGUUACUCGAAUAUAUCUGCCUGUUUGUUUUCAUUCUUCGUCUGUUCCAUGUCUGGUGUUUUGCUGCUGGUGUGAAAUUUUGGAGAGACAAAAAAAAUGUGAUAAUGUUGUCUAUCAUUGUGCUGACUUUUCUUGACAUGAUUAUGUAUGUCAUAUUCAAAGAAUCAAAACUCCCAGUUCACACCAUGCGAUGGACAAGAGUUCUUCGCCCACUUAUUCUCAUCAAUAUCAGUGAAGGAAGACACAUUCGUAGAGCUGUAAGAAACAUUAGAAAAACUCUGCCUGAGAUAGCUAAUGUUCUGGUUCUUCUGUCACUCUUGAUUGCCUUAUUUACUUUGCUUGGAUUUAAGCUAUUUGGUAAAAGGAAUCUGAAAGACCUCCACGGAAAACCGUAUUUCACGGACUAUUUCGACGUGUAUUUUAAACUGUAUGUUCUGACAACAACAGCGAACAAUCCGGAUGUAACGAUGCCAGCCUAUGAUAACAAUGCUUGGUCCAGUUUGUUCUUUGUUAUUUUCAUUGUCGUCUGUAUGUACAUAUUUGUCAGUAUUUUUCUUGCUGUUGUUUACAAGAAUUACCGGAUGCAUAUGAAGAAUGAAAUCCGUGCGUCAGUCUACCGUAAACGCCGACAGCUGAAAAACGCGUUUGAUGUGUUGAAAGUCAGGUCUAAUGAGAUGUGGGUCAUCACACGAAAAAGGUGGUUGACUCUGAUGAAAGAGGUUUGUCCUCAGUGGAGUCCUGCAAGAGUCGCUCUGUUGUGGCAAGUGCUUGAUGAAAAUAACGAAGGCAAGAUAGGUAAAAAAGACUUCCUCAUGGUUGCUGACCUAUUAAAUGUGAAAGUCAUCGAAGUUAGAGACCAAGUCAAUCUGUUCGAGAGAUUCAUUCCAAGGGUUUACAAUUCCCGCAUCAGUGCCAUGAUUCGAUUGGGCGUGUGCCACAAAUAUUUCGUUUAUUUCUUCGAUUUGGUUAUUUUCGCCAACGCCAUUUUCAUCGCUCUGGAGAGUGAUGACGCAGAAGUGACCUUCCUAGCGCUGUUUAACUUGGAGAUCUUUCUGAAACUGUAUACAUACGGCUUUAAGAAAUUCUUCGCACGAUACUGGAACAUAUUUGAUUUCCUAGUUAUAGGCGCAGCGACAUUGGCUCUUAUCAUUGAAACAUCUUACGAGUCCUUGCAGUCAAGUCAAGGUGUUCUGGAUUUACUGAUGGUUCUUCGAGUUCUCAGAUUAGUGAAAAUUAUGGGCCAAAUUAAGCGAUUUCAGGUUAUAAUUGGAACAGUCAUGCAGAUUGGUCCAGCUAUGGGCACUUACGGCGCCAUAAUGUUUGUAUUGUACUACAUUUACGCCAUUAUGGGGAUGGAACUUUUUGGAAAUUUAAUCAAGUCGGAAAGUAGCUACCCUACCUCUGGUGAAGAAAGUUCUGAUGGCGAGAAUCUCACGUUUUGUGGAAACAUCAAACUGAAAGGGUCAGACUUUUACGGGGAUCGCUACUGUAACAACAACUUCAACAACAUCCUGAGGUCUUUUAAAGUUUUGUUUGACCUGAUGGUUGUCAACCAAUGGCAUAUUAUCACUCAAGGCUAUGUUCGAGUAACAAACAAGUUUGCCAGACUUUAUUUCCUCUCGUUUCACCUCCUUUGCGUUAUUGUGGUUCUUAAUAUAUUCGUAGCAUUCAUUUUAGAAGCCUUCAUGCUGGAGUACUCAUUCACACACGGAAAAAUCGAAACAGUUAUUAGUAAGAAGAUAGAAGAAAAGGGCGUGGGGGUAGGAAUGUGUCCGAUCAAAGAGAGGGCUGCCUCUCUUCUUUCCAUUGAUGAGAUUACCGAGUCAGUUGGCAAUGGCGGUUUUGCCUCGGUGGAAAUGCUUGCCAUGGACACAGGCUUGAGAUUCAAGAUGCCGAAACAACAGAGGAAAAACGCUGAUGUCUUGUUGCAGGAAAUGUUUGAGGACGAACUUGAAGAGAACGAUAUCGGACCGAGAGAUUUAGAGGAUUUAGACGACUUGGAUGACUCAGUAGACCUUGUAAGUGGACGUUCUAGAAGGAAGAUCACAUUUCUCAAUGUUGAUACAGAUUGACUUCUGUUUCUGGAUGUACUGACUUCCUUUCCUGGUUAUACUGAUCUUCGAUUCUGUGUAUACCUAUGUACCGUUUUCGGCCAUAGGUCGUUCAGUUACUGCUCUCAAUUUUUAGAUCGGCGUGAAAUUUUAAAGCCUGUGAAGCCAUAAGGAAGACAUAUCGAGGAUCACGUCUUUCUCCAUGGGAAGAAUAUAGCUUAAUUAAGAAAAGGCAUUGUGCUCUAAAUGAAUCGUGGAUCUGUUGAACAGGUGGUGAAAUUUGUAAGUGAAGAUUGGCAACACGAUUCAUAGCCAAGCAAAUUUUAAAAUCACGACCAGGAACACAUAUUUUUGAUUGGAACUAUUUUUCGGAAAAUAUUUGAACGCGAAUUGCAUGAAAUUCAUCACAUAUGCUCUAAACGUUAAUAGAGUAAGUUUUUAUAUUGAUCGUAAUGAAAAUAAAAUAUAUU